AUGGAUCCGGCUUCCCUCGGCUUCGCGUCUGCUUCCAUGGUUGAGCUGUGUAUCAAAACUGGAAAGCAAUUCUACAUACACUGCAAAACGUACAGAAAUGCCGAAACAGAGCUACGCCAGGUCAUUCUGGAGAUCGAGGGUUAUUGGUUGAAAAUUGAAGACCAAGUCAUAUUUCUUCGCGAUCACUGGGAUUCCCUCAGCGAACGGUACCAAGUCCACCAAGACCAAGUCCUUCAAGAGCUUCAAGGUACUCUGCAAACCGCAAUAUAUACCCUCGACAAUGUUCUAGGAAAGACAGAAGGUAUUUCUCAAUGGGAGAAGGUCCUGGCGAAGAAAGGAGAGGCAAAGCGUGUAAAAUACGUGGUAUACACGAAGGGCAAGCUCGAGCGCAUCAUCACCCAGCUAGAUCGAUGGCUCCGUCAAUUCGAUCCCUCGUGGUUCCUGUUAUCUCGUAUGUCAAAUAUGAUCAUCGGUCGCGAUUUUGAGAGCGGUCGAGAUAGCGACAGUAGUGCCAUUUCAACAGUCGCAAAACUCCGCGAGGCACACGAGGAAAGCCAAACGACCUUAGUCCCUCCCUCUUCAUCGUCUAUCUUUCUUGGGAAAUACCAUCAGCUGAAGGAUAUAGAAAGGAUUCCAUUUGCGCACUCAUCAAUGGGACUGACGAGUGAAGGCAGACGAGUCAUCAUCGACCACUACUCCCUGCGGAAUGCAGUCGACGUUGGCACUGCUAGAAAGGACGUGCGGGAUCUCGCCUCGAUUCUUUCCAAGGUUGACCCGGCGUUUUCAUCUCUACUUCCGUGUGAAGGAGUCAUAAAAGCCGAGAGCCCCUCGGCAUCCGAACCUCAUUUCCGCAUGAUUUUUACCAUUCCUCCGACAAUGAGCCAUGCCAUCCCGCGCAGUCUGCGAUACCUCCUUCUAGAAAACAAGAAGAAUUAUGAGCUGAACGAGCGCAUUAAUUUGGCUGUCUCUUUGGCCCGGUCGGUCGUGUUCUUGCACGCAUCGCGGAUCGUGCACAAGAAUAUCACGCCGGAAAACAUCGUUUUGCUUCAUACCGAAAACGAAGCCCUCGGCACCCCAUUCCUGGUAGGGUUCGAGCGUUUCCGAUUCGACGAGCGACGAACAAACAUGACCGGUGAUGAUAACUGGGAAAAGAACAUUUACCGUCAUCCUCAGCGGCAAGGCCUGCAGCCCGAGGAAGUGUAUUCUAUGCGUCACGACAUUUAUAGUGUUGGGGUCUGUCUUCUUGAAAUUGGACUUUGGACUUCGUUCGUUCACUAUACCGAGGAUUUCCAAGUGGCGGGACCGGACUCAGAACUCCCUAUCGACAGUCUAGUUGCGGCGAAGAAUAAACGGAAGGCUGCAGCAGAUAUAAAAGCAAUCCUUAGCAAAAAGGCUUUGGCCCAUUUACCUCAGCUUAUGGGUAAGAUCUACACGGAUGUCGCUGUAUCAUGUUUAACCUGCAUCGAUCGUGAUAGUCAGUUCUUUAAAGAGGCUAGUGACUUUGAAGACGACGAUGGAAUUAUAGUUGGAGUGCGAUAUAUCGAGAAGGUAAACCAAGCCCCUUGGGCCCCCUGA
Penicillium waksmanii is the source of this 1575-nucleotide messenger RNA. RefSeq lists its product as uncharacterized. Lineage: Eukaryota; Fungi; Ascomycota; Eurotiomycetes; Eurotiales; Aspergillaceae. Bases 1 to 1575 code for a protein of 524 amino acids. Gene Ontology annotation, molecular function: protein kinase activity; ATP binding. The transcript has 2 exons. The record is from RefSeq and is a predicted model, not a curated record. Gene Ontology annotation, biological process: protein phosphorylation.